AUGCCCCUCGGCAUUCUAAUAGGACAAACAGGACAGUCCUCUGUGAAACUGUUUGCAUAUUUCCAAAUUGUUCAGGGUGCAAAUUCUGCUGUGAUAGACAUGGAAAACAUGGAUGACACAUCUGGCUCCAGCUUUGAAGAUAUGGGUGAGAUGCACCAACGUAUCAAGGAAGAAGAAGAAGUGGAUGCAGAAGCAGCUGCUGCAGAUGAAGAAGAUGGAGAGUUCUUGGGAAUGAAGGGCUUUAAGGGACAAUUGGGUCGUCAAGUAGCUGAUGAGAUGUGGCAGGCAGGAAAAAGACAAGCUUCCAAGGCCUUCAAUCUUUACGCCAACAUUGAUAUCCUUAGGCCCUACUUUGAUGUGGAGCCAAGCCAAGUUCGGAACAGACUACUUGAAUCCAUGAUACCUGUGAAAAUGGUUAAUUUUCCCCAGAAGAUAGCUGGUGAACUUUAUGGUCCCCUUAUGCUUGUCUUCACACUGGUGGCCAUCUUGCUGCAUGGAAUGAAGACAUCCGAUACUAUCAUUAGGGAAGGCACACUGAUGGGAACAGCUAUUGGGACCUGCUUUGGUUACUGGAUAGGAGUCUCCUCCUUCAUCUACUUUUUAGCAUAUUUGUGCAAUGCUCAGAUCACUAUGGUUCAAAUGUUGUCACUGCUGGGGUAUGGACUGUUUGGGCAUUGCAUCACCCUCUUUGUCACCUACAACAUUCACUUUCACUCCCUUUUUUAUAUCUUCUGGCUGGUGAUUGGCGGUCUCUCUACAUUGCGAAUGGUUGCUGUGUUGGUGUCGCGCACAGUGGGACAUACCCAGCGACUCAUCUUAUGUGGUGUGCUUGCUGCCCUACACAUGCUUUUCCUCCUUUAUCUGCACUUUGCUUAUCACAAAGUUGUAGAAGGUAUCCUGGACACGUUGGAAAGACCCAACAUGCAUCCUUUUCAAAGAGUUGCCAGAGACAUUCCAGCUGUUUCCUCUGCUGUGCUUAACAUAAACAACAAAACAGUUUCUGCGCUGACCUCAUAGCCUUACAGACUGUGGCAUGCUCUCCCUGCCUGUACAUGGGUCAUAUACUCUGCUGCUGUUAUCAGGGAACAGAGGCAGAGUAGCAGAAUGAGGGCUUGGUUUUACCUGCAGAUCUUUUUCACAAAGUAAGGGCAGCAAGUUCCCAGCAUGUUUCGGAGGAACUGCAUUUGUACAGCUUUGGCUGGAUUGUGCUGGGCAGAGUCUUUCUCCUAGUCUUUGCACAUUUAGCUGGGAUUGUAUAGCUCAGACUUUUCUUUUGUAUACCCUUUGCGCUCACUCUCUUCUUUUUAAUCUGUGUACCUGUAAUCAUCUCCAUUGCCAAGGGAAGAAUUAAAUUAAAUAGAUGUUGGUUCUGAGCAGUCUCUUCUGUUGGACCUUCAUCAUAAAUUAAGCACAGCAGCUGGUUCUUGCUGUUUUCCUUCUAUUCUGAAAUCUAAUCAAAACUUUUCAGAUAAAUUCCUUUGCCUAAAAUGCUUCCAUUCGUGCAAGCAAUGUAUGGAUUCUUUUGAUGCAGAAUGUGGCUGACUGCCACCUUUCUUUCUUAGCACUGUAAGAAAAUAUUUAUAUUCUGCAGAAUACAGGUUCAAAUGUCCAUAACACUUGGUUUCAGAAUUGUGUAUACAUACAAUGUUUCAGAUGUCAAGACUAGCAUUUUUAUUAGUCUAGUUCCUCCUUUCAUUUUAUGGCAAUCUAGUGUUCAACCAGGAGUUUGUUUUACCUUUCCAGCUUUAAACUGCAGUUCAUGUGUGUAGAUGAGAGUAUAUCUCUUGCUCACGUUGUAGCUGUAAAUGUACUGAGUCAUAGUUCUGUGCUUAUAGCAGGCUCAGUUCACCAUCUUGAAGCAUCUGUCACAACACAACUAACAAGCUCUACUAAUUGUUUCUAAUUAGCUGUUCUUACUGUGGCCAUUGGAUCAUUUCCUUUUUAUGCAUCAGAGAACCAGCCUCUUGCUGGUUGGACUUCCAGUGUAUACAGCAGUAUAUUCCUCACUUUUUGUGAGGAACAUGAAGCAACUUUAAUUUAUUUUUCUACUUUGUAGUUUUCUUCUUUGUUCUUGUGUCUAGUACCUUGCAGAGAAUAUAGGAAAACAAAAUUGCUGUUUAUUUAACAAGAGAAAGGACACACAGUUCCAUGUUCAAAAGUAUAAAUAAUGUACAGUACUUAUCACUAGCCUAUGUAUCAUGCACAGUCAUUCUUACCAGUCUAUCCUAUUUAGGUUUUUACAUUUCUAGUGCCAUUUCAGAAUUAUUUCUGGAUUUGAAUGUAAUAUGUGUACUGUAUAUUGUAGAAUACCUAGUAUGGGAGUAAUACUGGUUGAAAUGUUGUAGAUAUGUAGAUAAAUAGUACUUGUCACCUAUGCAAAACUAAAGUUAACAAGGGAUGUAAGAAGUGGUUCUGCUGCUUGAAAUGACACAUCUUAGUUUCACCAUGUUUCUUGUUACAUCAGAAACUGCAUACAUGUUUUGGAAUUUUCCUCGUAUUUUCUAUUUGAAGUUUACAGUUAAUAAUUAAGCCAGAGGUGUGUGGAACCAGACUAGGGUAAAAGAAUCCAAUAUAAUUUGAGGUGUUUGGUAGGAAAAUAAAUAUCUUGUGCAUCAA
This is a messenger RNA of Pogona vitticeps (central bearded dragon), 2616 nucleotides long. Lineage: Eukaryota; Metazoa; Chordata; Lepidosauria; Squamata; Agamidae. The record is from RefSeq and is a predicted model, not a curated record.